Molecule: messenger RNA, 2226 nt
Organism: Mollisia scopiformis
Lineage: Eukaryota; Fungi; Ascomycota; Leotiomycetes; Helotiales; Mollisiaceae
Product: methionyl-tRNA synthetase
Exons: 2
Coding region: 36-2024 (662 amino acids)
Biological process (GO): methionyl-tRNA aminoacylation
Cellular component (GO): cytosol; aminoacyl-tRNA synthetase multienzyme complex
Molecular function (GO): methionine-tRNA ligase activity; ATP binding
Source: RefSeq, a predicted model, not a curated record
AAUACUCAUCAGCAAACCUCCUCGCAAACAACACAAUGGCGACACCGAAAAUAAUUCUCCCCGAAAAGGGCAAACAAAACGUCUUGAUUACAUCUGCGUUGCCUUACGUGAACAACGUACCUCAUCUCGGAAAUAUCAUUGGCAGCGUGCUCAGCGCCGAUGUCUUCUCGAGAUACAGCAAAUUACGCCAGAGACCGACUCUCUUCAUCUGCGGAACAGAUGAGUAUGGCACAGCUACCGAAACGAAAGCCCUCGAAGAUAAGACGACCCCACAAGAGUUGUGUGACAAAUAUCACAAGCUCCACAAAGAAAUCUACGACUGGUUCGAGAUUGGCUUCGAUUAUUUUGGCCGCACGACAACGGAAGAACAGACCAAGAUUGCCCAGGAUAUCUUCUUGAAGCUUCAUAAGAAUGGGUACUUGGAGGAAAGAACAACUACCCAGCCAUACUGCGAAGAAGAGUCACAUCAAUCGUUCCUAGCGGAUCGUUUCGUGGAGGGCACAUGUCCGAAGUGUCAAUACGAUGAUGCUCGAGGAGAUCAAUGUGAUAAGUGUGGCAGUCUGCUAGAUCCUCUAGAGCUCAUCAAUCCUCACUGCAAGCUACACAAGGAUGCAAAGCCUGUUCCGCGAGAAACAACCCACAUCUUUCUGCGUCUAGAUAAGGCCCAGCCGGCGAUCGAGGAGUGGUUUUCGAAGUCAAGUGAGGAAGGUGGCUGGCCUCAAAAUGGAAUCAGCAUUACAAGAUCAUGGUUAAAACAGGGUCUGGAAGGUCGCAGUAUCACCAGAGAUCUGAAAUGGGGAACACCAAUUCCUCUGCCGGGCUAUGAGAAGAAGGUUCUCUAUGUUUGGUUCGAUGCUUGCAUCGGGUAUCCCUCGAUCACGGCGAAUUAUACCAAGGAUUGGGAACAAUGGUGGCGCAAUCCAGAAGACGUCAAGCUGUAUCAGUUCAUGGGCAAGGACAAUGUGCCUUUCCACACCAUUAUUUUCCCAGGUUCGCAGAUGGGCACUGGGGACAAAUGGACCAUGCUCAACCAUCUAUCCACUACAGAGUACUUGAACUACGAAGACGGCAAAUUUUCCAAGUCAAGAGGAGUUGGCGUUUUCGGAGACGGUGCUAAAGAAACUGGAAUUCCACCUUCUGUAUGGAGAUACUACCUUCUCUCUAACAGACCAGAGACCGGCGACACCCAAUUCGAAUGGGGCAACUUCAUUGUAGCCAACAAUAGUGAACUCUUGGCCAAUCUCGGAAAUUUUGUCAACCGUGUCGUCAAAUUCGCGAAUGCCAAAUUAAACAGUACUGUUCCAGAGUUCUCAGCAUCCUACGAGGAUGAUACAUUUGAUUUCCCCGCCUGGAUAAAGCAAGUCAACACACAUCUUGCUGAGUACUUGGCAGGCAUGGAUGCAGUGAAGAUCCGAGACAGUCUGAGGAAGAUCAUGGAGAUUUCAAGCUGUGGCAAUGAUCUUCUACAAUACCGUAUGGAUAAUGCUAACCUUGAGAACAAUCCGGCACGAACACAUGCCACAGUUGGAUUCGCAUUGAACCUUGCAUAUCUCCUUGCUUCCAUCUGCUCACCAUACAUGCCAUCGACCGCAGACUUAAUCGUCAAGCAGUUGAACAUCCCUCUCGGGCCCAUUCCAGAUGAAUGGUCUCCAGAUACUCUUAAGAGUGGACACAAGAUUGGCAAAGCUGCUUAUCUGUUCACGAAAAUUCCCCCGGAGAAAGAGCAGGAGUGGAAAGAGCGGUUUGGAGGUACUCAAGCUGCUAGACUAGAAGAGGAGGCUGCUAAGGCGAAGAAGGCAGCAGACAAAGCUAGAGACAAGGAGCGUAAGAGAUUGAAGAAAGAAGCUGCUAAAGCCGCCGCUGCAGAAGUAGAAAAGACAGACAAAGAAACUGAUGCUGCACCAAAAUCCGAGGGCGCCACUACCGCAGAAUUAGAGGAAAAAAUCAAGGAUACAGAGACAGAAAUUCCCCUAAGAGGAAAAGUUGCAGAGGAGCAAGCUCCACCUCCUGCAGCUGCCCCUUGAGCUAAUUGGACCUGGAAAUGGAGCAUGGAUGGCGUUUUUGCGGCAAGGUGGUAGAUAGCGAAUUAUCGAAAAUCAAGAGCGGUUGCGGUUGGUUUGUUUAGUGUACGAAUGGGAAAAGCUCAACGUUUUGUAGCAUCGAUGGCAGGUGGUUUGUUAUACAGUGGAUUUCAACACACUCAGAGUAUGAAUUACAGUCUUUUAC